AUGUGCUACUUUCUGACUUCCAGUGUCAAGACUGUGAUCCAAGCAGACAAGAAGGAUGCGUCUGAUGAGACCAAAAAACGACUUGGUAUCAUUGAGACGCUGAUUAAGAUUAUCCGUACCAAGGGUCCGGUCUCGCUGUACCGCGGCUUUAUGGCCAACAUGGCCAACACCUUCAUCCAGCAAUUUGCCUACUUUUACUGGUACACUCUUGUCCGCUCUGUGUAUAUCAAACGCAUCCUGCGGUCGACCGUGGCUGCACCCUCACUGAAUGUCAUGACAGAGCUUGUGCUGGGUGCUUUGGCCGCUGCCUUUGCGCAGCUGUUUACCACACCUGUAGGCGUGGUUGCGACACGCCAGCAAAUUGGCGCGGACCACCAUGAGGCCGACAACACGUUCACCGGCCACAUCAAGGAUAUUUUCCGCACCGAUGGUAUCACUGGCUUCUGGCGUGGUCUGAAGCCGGGCUUGGUUCUCACUGUGAACCCGGCCAUUACAUACGGUGUCUUUGAGCGUGUGAAGAACAUCAUCCUGGCCGCGUCGGACGGUCAGAUGACGCCAGGCAAGUCGUUCGUGAUCGGCGCUCUGUCUAAGACCCUGGCUACGAUCGUCACGUUCCCGUAUAUCAUCAGCAAGGUCCGCCUUCAGGCCAAGGACACACCCUACAAGGACUCCUUCCAUGUACUGGGCCACACCUACAAGGAGAAGGGCUUCUUUGGUCUAUACCAGGGCAUGAACGCUCAGAUCACGAAGGCGGUGCUCUCGCAGGCGCUCCUGUUCUACUUCCGCGACUACUUUGAGAUCUGGACUCGUCAGAUCCUUGCUCUGUACGCGAAGAAGGCGUAG
Malassezia sympodialis ATCC 42132 is the source of this 843-nucleotide messenger RNA. RefSeq lists its product as uncharacterized. The record is from RefSeq and is a predicted model, not a curated record. NCBI's taxonomy places the organism in Eukaryota, Fungi, Basidiomycota, Malasseziomycetes, Malasseziales, Malasseziaceae. Gene Ontology annotation, molecular function: ADP transmembrane transporter activity. Gene Ontology annotation, cellular component: membrane. Gene Ontology annotation, biological process: transmembrane transport.